Molecule: messenger RNA, 1544 nt
Organism: Gigantopelta aegis
Lineage: Eukaryota; Metazoa; Mollusca; Gastropoda; Neomphalida; Peltospiridae
Product: protein FAM151A-like
Exons: 2
Coding region: 31-1134 (367 amino acids)
Source: RefSeq, a predicted model, not a curated record
UCGCAUGAACCAUCAAACACAAUAGUCUGCAUGGCAACACUAAGUGUGGGUUGGACCGCGGACGUCAGUGAAGACGAUUUUGGCAGAGAUGUUAUCAAGACUAUGUGGAAGCAAAUCAACAACAUAGACCAACCAGUCUCGAUAUCAGCACGUGCGGCCUUACUUAGACGAACGUGGCCCGUGUUAAGACAAAUUUUAGCAAAAUCGCCGAAAAACACAAUGACGGUGUGGACGCAGGAGGGAGGAUCGGACUGGGCAUGCGGGACGAUCUACGACCUUCUGUACGUGCACAAUGAUUGGUCCAAGGAGGCGAUACAUUUCGAUAUCCCCGAAAGUUGGUUUGAAGAGUUCAGGAAUCUGAUGAUGACUGCGGGAAGCGCUCUUCAUCAUUUUGGUAUCCAGGACAGGGACGCGGCGAAGAUCACGUGGGGUCAUGCUGUUAACUGUAAAGCUGACCUCGAGAAACACGUCAACGAUGACACCAUGUUCUUGGAAGCCGACAUCUUGCUGGACGGACAGUACACGGACAGACAGACGGACGUUCCUAUAAUGGCCCAUCCUCCCUCCGUACACAGUGACGUCACGUUCGCCGAGUGGGUCGACACGGUGGCGGAGUCCAACAAAGGCAUGAAGCUCGACUUCAAGAGUCUCGAAUCAGUCGCUCCUGCCCUGAAGAUUCUGAAGAAGAAACAUGACCAAGGCAGACUGACGCAACCGGUGUGGCUGAACGCCGACAUCCUGACGGGCCCGAACACCACCGCUAAAGGCCGCGAUGCACCACAGUUUCUGAAAAUCGUCGACGAAACCUUCCCACAAUGCACCUUGUCCAUUGGCUGGACUACCGGUUGGACCAACACGGAAGCCGACACUGGCUACUCUAUGGAGAUGGUGCGCGAGAUGAACGAACUUGCAAGACCCCUUCGACAGCCAGUCAGCUUUCCUAUCAGGGCAGCUGCCGCGAAGCGCUCGUGGAAAGAAUUGGAUUGGCUGUUGAAACAGUCGCGUGGUUAUACGCUAACGAUAUGGCACGCCUCCUCUGACAUCGUUUCUUUAGACGAAAUGAAAUUCAUAAGAGCUCACUCGGAAUCUUCUAGAAUUUAUUUUGACCUGCCCGCAGCACUGAUGCCGUUAUGAACAUGGACUGAAGCAAUCAUCAAGUCGAAUUAUCACCACUCUGCUAUGGUCUCACUACACAGUUCACUUCUGGGUGAGAGUUCUUUCAUCACGGUCCACUAUAGUUCCUAAUUGUGACAUAUGUCGUGGUUCACAUAUUCACUUCUAGUAAGUGGAGAAGAAUUAAAACAAUUUAUAUUUUUCAAUGGUAAGCCCUUUGGCUGGAUUUUGCCCAUGGUAUUUUGUACAUGUAAUAUUGUGAAUUGACUUUUUGGGCCAUAGGUGUAUAGCUAGCGGAACAGGCGGUCGGUUUGAAUCGGUUUCUGAACCACCUGUUUUACAGGUAAAACAGCCAGAUGCAGUCAUCUAGCAAAAAACUAAGACGGAAAUGUUCUCAGAUUUCGAGUGAAAAUAAAUGCUUAUAUAAUGUA